AAACUUUCAGUUUUCUUCGAAAGGUCCAAACGGUUCUACAGAGCAUAACACCAAUAACGUUCCUGUACCCUCAUACGUCGUGUGUCCAUCAGAGGUCUUACAGAAAACUACCAACUUCGAAUUGGAUGAGAGUCACAAACAAAACAACGGAUAUAAUCGCUUCGAAAAACAUAAAACUCGAAGUAAAACUCACGAAAUACUUAGAAGAUUUCCGAGUGCUCGAUAUAAUUUGACCCGGCAGUUUAAAACACUACGUAAGACGCUUUCAUUUCGUCGCAUUUGCCGGCGCCGUCUACGCUGUAUGUGGAAGAAGACCGCCAUGCGGUGGCCCAACUGGUCAAAAUCGUCUUUUAAGUUCAAAAAAUUUCGUAUGAGACGAUAUUUGCAACACUCAAUUAUAUGGGAAGACAUCGAGGUUCAAACUAUUCCAUUGCACUACAAAGAAAUAGGGACGGACAUGAGUAUGAUCCGAAAUAAAAAAUUGGCGGCCAUGACUACCUCUUUAAACUUUGGUCUAUUUAGCAACAAGAUGGAUUCAGGAAAAACCGAAUCUUCAGCAUACAACUUUAAAACUCCCUUCAAACAUAUAAAUCUAGGACCGUCUAGAUUUCCCUUCAUCUGUAAUUCCAAAAUUGAAUCCUUACCAUUACCAAAAAUGGAAAGAGCGUCUAAAUCUAUGCCAAAAUACAACACUUAUUCGAGCCGUCUCAAAAAAAUCGAAGACGUUGAUAUUAAACAAAAUAAAUGUAAUGAAAAUAAUAUGAAGACGACGGUAAUGCAGCUACCAAACAAAGACACUGUCGAUUUACUGACUCAAGAAAUCUGGAAGAAAAGUACCGUCCAUAGCUCCACGACAGAUUUGGAUACGCAUCGAAUCAGCACUAAUGUGUCACGAAAUGCUGAUACGCAGAUAUUUAUUGUACAAAAUAACGCAGAAACUGAAAUGAAAAUUGCAUCUAUAUCUAAAAGUGUUUCUAACGCGGAUAAGUGUAAUAGUGCUAUUAUUGCUAUAUGUAGACCUCGUGGAGUGAAUACAGACAGAACCGAAAUCAAAAACUCCCAGGCGGAAUCGGUACCUGAACGCGUAAAUUUAACUUGUACAGAUACAAAACUUGUAUCCAUAUCUUCUGCCAAAAUGGUGCCAGUGUGCGUCGCCGUGUCAAGAGAAAUUGGUGUAACAACAGACAACUACAGCGUAUCAAAUACAGAUCUAUCUCUAAGUCCUAUUAACGUAUCGAAGCCGAAAACUGUAGAACAAACACAAAAUACGGGAGCGAUCUUGAAUUGUACAUCAACAACAACAAACACAAAUAUAAUCAAAAAGCAAUCUAUUGGAUUUUCUACAUCCAACACGCCUACACGUAGUUUCAAUAUAAAGAGAUCAAAAAUAGAUGUCGGUAUUCAAUAUAGCCGUUUUCAAGAGUUUACAGAAAGCAAGUCAGUUGAAUUACAAACGCGGCCGAUGGUUAAAUCGACGUCCGUGUUAACAUCAUUGCGAUCAAUUGGCGAGACUCAAUACAAAGACCAAGUUGUCAUGUGUGAUAUAAGUGAUCACGUGUGUACACGGAUUGGUCGCGACAUUGAAACCAACACGCACUCACAUUACUUCCCGAGUGAACUUGAUGAUGAUCAGCCCAUUUCAAUGUCACAUACAACAGGAGUUAAUAAAUCAAGUGCAAAUAUAGAUCACAAUUACCAAACCAUAAACAACCAUCUAGUAACCUAUGUAAAUGCUGAGAAAUGGAUAAAAAGAUGUACAGGCAAUGAUGACUAUCAAUCAUUGCUCUAUAAUAAACAUUCUACGUUGAAAGCUCUAGAACAUAAUUUGCUAUCUGGAAACAAUUCUAUCAAAUCAAAUAAAUAUGCAAAAAGAUCACUGAAGACUGAUUCUUUGAAAUCAACCAAAAGAUCUUUGCCUAAACCAGAUGCAUUGCCAUCAACUCUUUCCAUUUUAUCAACUGAUAGUCUCGCUGACGUUUUUCCAUCAAAAGUUUAUGAGAAAACUGGAAUAAUAGUAACAAAUCCAAAACCCAUUAUAGUCGACAAAGUAACAUCAGAUGAUAAACCAGUGAGGAAUGUAAAAGAAUCAUUGCUCCAAACGUAUCCAGAUGUUCGUCAUGCAGCAAUAGAGUCAAAGGUGAACUAUCAGAAAUCAGCUAGCGUCUUAACAUCGAGAUAUUUGUUACCAUUUCCAAAAACAUGUCGCAAGAUUAAUACAGACAAUAAAUCUAUGGACUGCAUAUUCAUCUACGAUCGUCCACGUUGUUUGGUUUAUGAGCAAAGAUUGGAUCCUUCGGUACAGAAAUACUCACGUCAUGAUAAUGCAUGCAAAGCUUUAUAUGAGGACGCCAAUCUGAUAGUGAAAGAUCCAAAACAAAGAAGAAUUUGGGAUACUGGCAAAGGUUUCUAUAUAAGUGAUAUUGUGACAAGACAUCUAGCGCCAUCUAUCCAGCUAUGCUUAUACCAUCUCCCAACUUUCUCCAACAUAACUUGCAUGGAGGCAAGCACUAUGAAGCCAAGCGGACGAGAACUUGGCUGUCAGACAUAUAGAAAAAGAAUUCAUCGGCCGCUAUACUGUUGCGCUUUGACACCAAGUGUAACGAGCAUUCCUGGAAAUCACGAUAAGAACCAUUUAAAUUCGAUUUAUUGCAUGCUAACAGCUAUUGAAGGCAGGAUUCGGCGGCUGAAACUCAAUAUUACUAAUUAAUCUUAACAUCGCUAGAUGUCACUACUACUAUAUUUUAUGAAAUUAAAAUUCUCGUUGCAUUUUAAAAUACAUAAUAGUUUUUAGCUUUCCUUUUUUUAUUAUACAGUGAUGUUAAUUGUUUUAAUAAAUAUCUUGACCUUUUUUUU
Molecule: messenger RNA, 2853 nt
Organism: Galleria mellonella (greater wax moth)
Lineage: Eukaryota; Metazoa; Arthropoda; Insecta; Lepidoptera; Pyralidae
Exons: 23
Coding region: 302-2707 (801 amino acids)
Source: RefSeq, a predicted model, not a curated record